AUGGACACGUCGUACCCCCGGGAGGGUCCCCCAAAAGCCGAUGGUGCUGCCCACUCGGCCAUUGUGCUGGGGGCCCCGAGACCCCCACCCCGAGACCACCUGAUCUGGUCGGUGUUCAGCGCCCUCUACUUGAAUCUGUGCUGUCUGGGCUUCCUGGCUCUGGUCUACUCAGUCAAGGCCCGAGACCAGAAGGUCGCCGGAGACCUGGAGGCGGCCCGGAGGUUCGGUUCGAGAGCCAAGUGCUACAACAUCCUGGCCGCCAUGUGGACGCUGGUGCCGCCUCUGCUGCUCCUGGCCCUGGUGGUGACAGGAGCCCUGCACUUGUCUCGGCUGGCCAAGGACUCCGCUGCCUUCUUCACCACUAAGUUUGAGGAUGCAGACUAUGACUGA
Suncus etruscus (white-toothed pygmy shrew) is the source of this 390-nucleotide messenger RNA. RefSeq names its product interferon induced transmembrane protein 5 (gene IFITM5). Gene Ontology annotation, biological process: bone morphogenesis; bone mineralization. The record is from RefSeq and is a predicted model, not a curated record. The transcript has 2 exons. Gene Ontology annotation, cellular component: plasma membrane. NCBI's taxonomy places the organism in Eukaryota, Metazoa, Chordata, Mammalia, Eulipotyphla, Soricidae. Bases 1 to 390 code for a protein of 129 amino acids.